Crotalus tigris (Tiger rattlesnake) is the source of this 8507-nucleotide messenger RNA. It is a transcript of the gene ATP8A2, whose product is annotated as ATPase phospholipid transporting 8A2. Gene Ontology annotation, biological process: phospholipid translocation; neuron development. The coding region runs from base 500 to 4099 and encodes 1199 amino acids. Gene Ontology annotation, molecular function: magnesium ion binding; ATP hydrolysis activity; ATP binding. The transcript has 37 exons. Gene Ontology annotation, cellular component: plasma membrane. Lineage: Eukaryota; Metazoa; Chordata; Lepidosauria; Squamata; Viperidae. The record is from RefSeq and is a predicted model, not a curated record.
AUCAUAUUAUAACAGUAGAGAAAAACAGCUUCAUGAUAAAGAGUUUUGCAGAUUAAAUAAGGGAAGAUAUUGAUGAAUUUAAAUAGUGACUACAACGGAAUAAAAGAUAAGAGAUAGUUAAUGGAUUGAGGGAACCAGCAGGAUCGGUCUAGGAUUGCCAAGCGAUUGCUUAGCCCAACCUACAGGACAAGAUGAGCCAGGUAGCCAGACAAUCUCCCCUCUCAGCAGGGCCUACCGACUCCGGUUUGCGCUGCGUUCUGCAGAUAAAAUCUCCAGCUGACAGUCGAAGUCCACGCAGCGCGGGGCUCCUUGUCUCCUGCCGCAACGAGCGGGGAAGCCAAAGACGCCAGCCGCAGAGGCGACGGCGACUGCCGCUUCGGCGCUGUCGGCUGGAGGGUUUGCGCUGGAGCUGGCCGGCGAGGAGCAGAUGGCGAGGCUACCGCUCCCUCUGCCAUCGGCCAGCCCUUAGCAGGCUCCGAGCAGAGAGCAGACUUCCAGCAUGACGCACCCCCGCGGCCUCGACAAGGCGCUGAAGAUGUCUCUGCGGAGGAAGACCAAGAUUCAUUCGGCAGCUGGUCCCAUUUGCUCUAAUUCGGGCUACAAGAAGGCGGAUGAUGAGAUGUCCGGGGCCACGUCCUCUGCAGACCAGGGAGAGGCAGCAGCUCGCACUAUUUACUUGAAUGGACCUCAGCAGAGCAAGUUCCACGACAACUGGGUCAGCACAGCUAAAUACAGCGUGGUGACAUUUCUACCUCGAUUCCUGUAUGAACAGAUUAGAAAAGCUGCAAAUGCUUUCUUCCUCUUCAUUGCCUUACUGCAGCAAAUUCCAGAGGUUUCUCCAACUGGAAGAUAUACUACCUUGGUGCCAUUACUAUUUAUUCUAACAGUUGCUGGCAUCAAAGAAAUCAUAGAAGAUUAUAAAAGACACAAGGCUGACAACACAAUGAACAAAAAGAAAACAAUAGGAACAAAAUUACAUUUGUCUUUCCCUUCCUCAGUUUUAAGAAAUGGAACGUGGGAGGAUAUUAUGUGGAAAGAGGUGGCAGUGGCAGACUUUGCGAAGGUCACCAACGGGCAGCAUCUCCCAGCAGACAUGAUCAUUUUAUCGACCAGUGAACCUCAGGCAAUGUGUUAUAUUGAAACAUCUAAUCUUGAUGGAGAGACGAACCUUAAAAUACGACAGGGAUUGAUUCAGACUGCUAACCUCCAAUCAAAAGAAGACUUGAUGAAAAUAUCUGGGAAGAUAGAGUGUGAAGGACCUAAUCGUCACCUCUAUGAUUUCACUGGAAAUCUUUGCCUUGAAAAUCAAAGUCCAGUUCCAAUUGGACCUGAUCAGAUUUUACUAAGAGGUGCACAACUAAGGAACACUCAGUGGGUUUUAGGAAUAGUUGUCUAUACAGGACAUGACACAAAACUUAUGCAGAAUUCAACCAAAGCUCCACUGAAGAGAACAAAUGUAGAAAAAGUUACCAAUAUGCAGAUUCUCAUUUUGUUUUGCAUCCUUCUCAUCAUGGCUUUAGUGAGUUCUGUGGGUGCCUUACUGUGGAACAGAACACAUGGAGAAGUCAUUUGGUACUUUGAUUCCAAUGAAGUCCUAUCCACCAAUUUUGGAUAUAAUCUGCUCACCUUUAUAAUCUUGUACAACAACCUCAUUCCCAUCAGUCUACUGGUGACUCUGGAAGUUGUGAAGUUUACUCAGGCUCUUUUUAUAAAUUGGGACAUAGAUAUGUAUUAUACUGAAAAUGAUACACCUGCAAUGGCCAGAACUUCAAAUCUUAAUGAGGAACUUGGCCAGGUUAAAUAUCUGUUCUCUGAUAAAACAGGCACCUUAACAUGCAAUAUUAUGAAUUUUAAGAAAUGUAGUAUUGCUGGAGUAACAUAUGGUCACUUCCCAGAACUGGCAAGAGAAUGUUCAUCAGAAGAUUUCAGCCAGCUUCCACCUCCUACUAGUGAAUCUUGUGAAUUUGAUGAUCCAAGGCUACUGCAGAACAUAGAGACUGAUCAUCCCACAUCUAUGCACAUCAAAGAAUUCCUCACUUUGCUGGCUGUGUGUCACACUGUCGUUCCAGAAAGACACGAAAACACAAUCAUUUACCAGGCCUCCUCUCCAGAUGAAGGAGCUUUAGUCAAAGGAGCAAAAAAACUUGGCUAUGUUUUCACUGGGAGGACACCACGUUCUGUUAUCAUUGAUGCGCUAGGAAAAGAAGAGACAUUUGAGAUCCUUAAUGUGUUGGAAUUUUCAAGUAAUCGAAAGAGAAUGUCUGUAAUCGUUCGGACUCCAGAAGGUCAUCUACGUUUGUAUUGUAAAGGAGCUGAUAAUGUCAUUUUUGAGAGAUUAUCCAAAGACUCACAAUACAUGGAUCAAACUCUAUGUCAUCUUGAAUAUUUUGCCACAGAAGGUUUGAGGACUUUGUGCAUUGCCUAUGCAGAUCUAUCAGAAAACUCUUACCAGGAAUGGCUGGAUGUAUAUAACGAAGCCAGCACGAAUUUGAAAGACAGAACUCAAAAGUUGGAAGAGUGUUAUGAGAUCAUUGAGAAGGAAUUGCUGCUUCUGGGUGCAACAGCAAUUGAGGAUCGCCUUCAAGCUGGGGUCCCGGAAACGAUAUCUACUCUAAUAAAAGCAGAGAUCAAGAUUUGGGUACUAACGGGGGACAAACAAGAAACUGCUCUCAAUAUAGGGUACUCCUGCAGGCUUCUUUCCCAGAGUAUGAGUCUCAUCUUCGUGAAUGAAGAUUCUUUGGAUGCAACAAGAGCUGCAUUAACACACCAUUGUGAAAAUCUAGGAGACUCACUAGGCAAAGAAAAUGAUAUUGCUUUGAUUAUAGAUGGCCAGACUUUGAAGUUUGCCCUGUCCUUUGAAGUGAGGCAGUCCUUCUUGGACCUAGCAUUGUCCUGCAAGGCUGUCAUUUGUUGCAGGGUGUCUCCUCUGCAGAAGUCAGAAAUAGUAGACAUGGUAAAGAAACAUGUGAAUGCCAUCACUCUGGCCAUUGGGGAUGGUGCCAACGAUGUUGGAAUGAUCCAGACGGCUCAUGUUGGAGUGGGGAUCAGUGGCAAUGAAGGCAUGCAGGCAACCAACUCUUCUGAUUAUGCAAUAGCACAGUUUUCCUACUUGGAGAAGCUGUUACUUGUCCAUGGAGCCUGGAGUUACAAUCGAGUGACAAAAUGCAUACUGUAUUGUUUUUAUAAGAAUGUGGUUCUUUAUAUAAUUGAGCUUUGGUUUGCAUUUGUUAAUGGAUUCUCUGGACAGAUUUUAUUUGAGCGCUGGUGCAUUGGACUCUACAAUGUGAUUUUUACAGCAUUACCUCCCUUCACCUUGGGAAUCUUUGAACGAUCCUGCUCCCAAGACAACAUGCUUAGGUUUCCCCAGCUCUACAAAAUUACUCAAAAUGCUGAUGGGUUCAAUAGCAGGGUGUUCUGGGGUCAUUGCAUCAAUGCCUUGAUCCACUCCGUCAUUCUUUUCUGGCUUCCCCUGAAAGCACUAGAACACGAUACAGUAUUUACAAGUGGCCAGGCUGUUGACUACUUGUUUGUUGGAAAUAUUGUUUAUACGUAUGUUGUGGUAACAGUCUGUUUGAAAGCUGGCUUAGAAACCACAGCAUGGACAAAGUUCAGUCACUUGGCUGUCUGGGGAAGCAUGCUGCUCUGGCUAGUCUUCUUUGGCGUCUACUCUACUAUCUGGCCUGUCAUUCCUAUAGCCCCAGACAUGCUUGGACAGGCAGGAAUGGUAUUGAGAUGCGGACACUUCUGGAUUGGUUUACUGCUAGUGCCCACAGCGUGCCUUGUUAAAGAUGUGGCAUGGAGAGCGGCCAAGCAUACUUACCGUAAAACUUUGCUGGAGCAGGUUCAAGAGCUGGAAGCUAAAUCCAAAGAGCUGAGGAAGUCUAUGCUGCGUGAUAGCAAUGGAAAGAGCAUGAAUGAACGUGACCAUUUGUUAAAAAGGCUGGGCCGAAAGACCCCUCCAUGCCUCUUCCGUGCUCAUUCCGUCCAGCAAGGAGUGUCACAUGGUUACGCUUUUUCUCAGGAGGAGCACGGGGUUGUUUCACAGUCUCAAGUUGUUCGGUCCUACGACACUACAAAGCAGAGAGCCGGAGUGGAAUAACAUGGACUUCUCCCUGUGAUUGGUGGCUGGAGGAAAAAAGAUGUGCAUCAAUGUGUCCACUGUGAAUACACCCUUGAGUAAGGCUGGCAGCAGCAAUGUAAACACCGGAAAACUUUUUACUGUGGCCUUAGCCAACAAGUUUGUUCUCUAUGCUGCUUCCAGACCUUGAGCACACUUUGGUGGGAAGUGGGGGGGGGGCAGUCCUUGCCAGAAGCCAGCUGUUCUUUUGGUUUACAUAGUUUAUGAAACAUUUGCCUCUGCUACCCAAGGUGUGAUGCUGAAAACAUUUUGUUUCUAUUGCCAUUUUUCAAAAGGCAGGGCAAAGGGCAUUUGUGGUUUUGGAGAGAAAAAUGAAAAAGGUGAUAAGGCCCAUCGCUGAUCUAGCUUUGCUGAAUUCAGACUUCUCAUUUUGUCAUGCCCAGACUUAGCUGCAUGUAUGAAGCCUUUAUAAUAUUCACUGUUCAUUUCACUGGAAUAUUUACAGAGAGGCAAAGAAGUGCAGAGAAGCAAAUAUAACUCAAAAAAAAGAGGAGAGGAAAGAAAUAAGGCUCCAGAACAACCAUCAUCAGCUUGUCUUGGAAUGGAUCAACAAUAUACAAAAUACUUUAUAGAAUUCUUAGCUGUUUACACAAAUCACACACAGACAUCCACAAUAAUUUACUCUGCUGUAAUACUAUCUAUCACCCAAGUCAUUUGAAUGGCAGGCCUGUAUCUCAAAACUACAGCUGAAGUGCAGUGAGGUCAAUCUGCUCUGGUAUGAAACAGUAAUAAUUCUAAAGAAAAAAAUAUCUUAAUGUUCUGAGGAAGAGACUAAGAAAGCAUCUAGCUUUUAAGUCAAUUUAACAUUUUGUCCCCACUGUGGCUCAUGACUUAAAAAAUUCCAGUGCUCAUGUGCAGAGACAAGCUGGUGCCUUAACAUCUUCUGCUUGUGAAGCUGAUUAGAACUUCUGAGAGACAAUAUAAGGCUACAUGUUGGACUAAGUGGACCUUAAGAAAUAAUGGAAAGAUCAGAAAAGUACUACAUGUCCUUAUUAAGGUGACCCCCAAAGUUUUUGCUGCUGUGUAACAAGAUCUCCUUUUGAAUAAACACAGUGAAAAAGUGACCUCCUCCCUUGAGAAAAUAUAUCAAGGAAAUAAAUGAAGACUUAACCUGUAGUAAGUUAAGCAUCUCUGUUUCUAUUCACCACUUGGAGAAAUGGCAUAAGAUGAUUUAAAUGUUGUGGGAAGUAUUGCAACAAGUAGAGGGAAAUUUCAGUUAGUGAUGAUGGUUGUUUAUUUUUCUUAAAAUCAACCCCAAGGUCAUGCUGUGGCCACUUCAGGGAACAUUGUCCUGUGAGGAUUGGCUAUACAAAUACAUCCAGAUUGUAUUGCAAAGUAUUCGGCUAAUAUUUUGGUUGUCUACUUCUGGCAGGGCUUUCUGUGCUGUGAAGAUAGUUCUGUUAAAGAGAAGGGAGCACUUUUAGUAAAGGAGCUUUUGUUUGGUAAUAAUUCUACCUGUCAUGUAUUGUUAACAUCACAAAAAUCCUACCAGAAAAAUAAGUUGACAUGCCUAGUUAGCGUGCCAGUAAGCAGUUGUGUUCACAGGUCCACAAAAAGAAUAUCCUCCAAACUUUUCUUCUUCACAGUAUUUUAAUUUCUGGAUUUUUUUUUAAAUGAAAGUGAGACAUGAGUAAAGCCCUUAGAGUCACCUGGUACUGCUAUCUAGGCAAGCCUUAGUUAGUCCUAGCAGCCUCACUACAUUUCUGAAUAGCUUAAGAUAAAUACCAUUGCAACUUUGUCCUCAGGUGCAUCAGCCGGUUUUCCUGUGUGCUGUAUAUAAGGCCUUAAAAACAUUGACACUUUAUUAGUCCUUUUUGCUGACAGUCCUCUGGAACAUAGGUAGAUCUGAGAAAAUUUGGUUACAGAGAGAUCCACUCAUCCAGCAAAAAGAAGUUAACCAUCUCUUUACCUAGACUGAAGGCACAGUGCUUGUCAUUAUUCAGUACGUACCACUUCUAAGAAUUAACAUUUUCCUGUAGAUUUUUUUUUACUCCACACAUUCUGAAGGUUUUCCUUGGACCAUAACUGGGAAGGACAUAGCAUCUACUAACACUACAUGAGCUUUCAAAAUGAUUUGGGAGAACUUAUUUAGGCCUUGUACACACGCAGCACCUCUUUUCUGUUCUUUAAAACAAUCUGAUUUUUUUUCAGACUUGACUGUUGCUUUAAGAAGUCCAUUCAUUAAAGUGCAUCUGAUUCUUAGAGGAGCAACAUUUUUUUUUCAGGUUCACACAGUAUUGUUCACUAUGAGUAGAGUUGCCUUCAGUGAGAUGGGCAACACAUAAGUUUAAUAAAUAAAAAGAAGCAUGGUGGCCCAAACUUCUGGUCAUUGCUGUCUAGUUUAGAGAACAAAGGAAGAAAAAUGAUUAUAAUAUUGUAAGCACUGAUGUUGGGUUUUCUUGCAGCUAAACCUGGUAAAAAUAUAUGAAUAAGCUGAAUUUAAAGCACUGCCUGCUUAUUCUUAUUAAUAUAAUUAGCUUCAUAAAAAGCAGGAAGAAUGCCAAUUGUUUAAAAUAAUCAAAGAAAUAAAGACAAAAAUAAGUUAGAGAGGUCUGUUAAAAAAAAAUAAAAACUUUCUGGGGCAGAUUGAUGAAAUUACUUUACAUAGGACUUAGAAUGGCCACCCUACCCACCAAAUAUUAGCAGUCUUAUCUACUACCCCAUUAUGUUUAUAUACAUAUAUAGUAAUAUAAUUUAGACACAUUUAUCCAUAUCAGUAGGUAAAAAAACCAAUUGUCCUUCUAGAAUUCAGAGCUUAAAAUUUGAACAGUUGAAACUAUAACUAUACUGCAAAACUUAGGCUUCAAUCCUGGGAGUAAGACCCAUUUAUUGCAUUGAGUCUUACUUCUAAGGAAACUUGCAAAGCGUUAAGAUGCUGUUAAACAAUACAUUCUGCCAGUUUAGCUAAUUAAUUUCUCCUCACAACUUUAAGAAUUAGAGAACUUAGACAAAUCUACACCAAAAAAGUUAAAUUCACAGAAUUAUUUGAAAAGAAGCUCCUUACAGGAUUCACAAUGAAAUCAAUUCUUUACAGUUGGUCCUCAAGUUACAACCAUUUGUUCAACCUUUCAAAGUUCAGACAGUGCUGAAUGAAUGAUACUCACGACAGUCCUCCACCAUUCUCAACAGUCGUGUGACUAUAGCUCCUGGCUCACAAUUGUAAUGUCGCAGUGAGUCACAAUCUUGUGAUUUUAUUUCCAACAUUCUCUCUGGCUUCCACAAGCAAAGUCAAUGGAGAAUUCAGAGCUAGCAGUCAUGUGAGAUCCUCAUUCAACAACCCAGGUAAUCCUCAUUUAACUAUGGGAACUGGGACUGCUGGAAUUGCUGUCACCAAGCAAUACAUCCAGUAACACCUCGCUUUAUUACCAUGUCACUUACUGAUGGCAGAUCUGGUCCCAAAUGCCAUCAUAAACUGAGGACCACCUAUAUUUGCUAACUCUGUGUUGGAUUUUGACUUCUAUUUUAGCUUACCAGAUCUUGGCUGCAAAAACCAAGACAACCACAAGAUAUCAGCAAAGAGAUAUAAAAAAAAAACUAUCUAGAUUUUUGCAGACUGGAUCUGAUAGCCCUAUUGUUUAUACCCAUCUUGAGGUUACUCACCUAGUAUUUUUGAUCUAGGUCAAAAUCAUCUAGUUCUUUUCCUGUGGUAUAUGUCUCACAUUCCGAUUAAGUCAUUUUUCAUAACUUCAGAUCUGCUUUAAGGCAAGUGAAAAUGAGCAGGAACUGUCUGAAAUGACUUUGUCCCAAAUAAACAGACUUUUGUGGGCGUAUUUCAAAGAUCUGAAAUUAUUGUCAGAAAACUCAGUAUUUCCAAAUUUCCUCCUCUCUCUUUUGGAAAAAACCACAUUUGUAGUGUAGCUUAGAGCAUUAUAGUGGUUGAUGUUUAAAUCUAUUGGCAAGUAAAAUGAAGCAAUCCCAAACCAGGAAGAUAUCAUCAGUUUCCCUCAGAGAAGGAACCCAACAUUGUUGAAAGUAUACAAAUUCACCUCUUCUGAUCCCACCAACCUUGCAAGUCUCACAUAUGACACUAUUCAGUACCAUUAACAAUGCUCACAUGGUCUUUCUAGCAUGAAAAAGAAAUAUGGAGGUUUCUGUCAUUUUUGUUUGCUUAUUUUUCAUUUGUUGGGAGGGGAGAUCAAGUCUAACAGCAGUCCCACUUUCCUUUGGGAAGACAUGAACAGGUAACUAUAUGAAAACAACUGACAUAUUCUGCUUUUAUGUAACCUUUCAAAACUGUAAUAAUUUAUUGUGUGCAAAGACACAGCUUUAUCAUAUCUAGUGUUUAUGUAAAUAAAAAGCCUUACCUUUAUAUAUACACACAUAUAUAAUUGUAUUUUAAAAAUGCCAAGUAAAUACUUCUUCUGUCUUA